Molecule: messenger RNA, 1413 nt
Organism: Fusarium redolens
Lineage: Eukaryota; Fungi; Ascomycota; Sordariomycetes; Hypocreales; Nectriaceae
Exons: 7
Coding region: 1-1413 (470 amino acids)
Biological process (GO): double-strand break repair via homologous recombination
Cellular component (GO): chromosome; cytoplasm
Molecular function (GO): 3'-5' DNA helicase activity; four-way junction helicase activity
Source: RefSeq, a predicted model, not a curated record
AUGUCGUUCAAGGCAGAUCAGACAGUAAUCAACGUGCUACUGACAGGGGCCGGGAAGAGCAUAUUAUUCAUGCUGCCGGCGGUAAUGCGGGAUAUAGGCACAAGUAUCGUAGUGGUGCCGUUUGUUGCGUUUAUGAAUGACUUCGUCACGCGAGCAAGGGCUAUGGGCAUCGACUGUAUCCGAUUCAGGUCAUCGAUGAACGCCGGGCGGGAGGAGGUGCCGCAGGCAGCACGGGCUGCUGCAGCGAAUAUUCAUCGACGAAUGUCACACGAUCAUCAUGGAUAUUCGGCUACAGAGCUAAGCUUGGUUCAACAGGUUAAGGCCGGGGGCGGGACGCUGGAAGAGCGUACGGUUGAGGUGAUUAAGCAGCUGGACAGAGAUAGGACGGGUCGUCAGAAGGGGGUCAUAUACUGCCAAUCAAAGAGGCAGUGUGAAGCUAUAGUUGACGAGAUCGGUUGCAGGUUUCAUCACAGCGGCAUGAGCGAAGAGGACCGUCACGAGGCGCGGACGGCUUGGGUGGACGGUCGAAUAAACCGUUGGAUCGCAGUAACAACCGGGUUAGGGACAGGGAUCGACACAGAAGGGAUUGUUGCCGUGGUUCAUAUGGAGAAGCCGUAUGGGCUAGUGGAUUUUGUGCAGCAGACAGGUCGAGGAGGGCGGCGGGCAGGCGAGGCACAGAUGGAGGCGUUCAUAUCGACGCCGGGUUGUCAACGGGCCGUCGUUUCGGCGUUUAUGGACGGAGCAGCAGGGGAGACGUGCAAGGACGUGGAUGGGGCUGCGCUUUGUGAUCGAUGCAAGGCGUUCAGGGAGGUAGAUAACAGCAGCGAGGCCGAUAGUGGGGGUGGUGGUGAGAACGAAAGCGAGGCUGAAUGUGAAACUGGCGAUGGUGAGGAAAGCAGGAAUGAUAAUGGGGGUAAGAGAGGGGGUGCGAUCUGGAAGAGGUUUGGCAUAGAAGAGGGCAUGCAGAUCAGGACGCUUUUCCGGUGGCUAGAUGAAGCAGCACACGAGUGCCCGCUGCCGCGAGAUUGGUGUGAGGGAACGCAAGAUGAGGAGGGCAGAUGUGUAUUUAAGGAUAAGGUAUUACCGGUUGUGUUAAUGGGGUUGCGGAGCUGGCGAGUGAAAAACAUAGUAAAGACUGGGUUUGGUAUUGAUAUUAAGGAUAAGAAGGAGUUUUUUUGCUGGCUAGGGGUUGAAAGGCGGUUUCACGGGAUGAAAGGAACAAACGCACAUGCUUUAUGGGAACUAAUUAUUUGGGAGAAGAGCCGAGGACGAGGUGCAAAGGUGAUGCGGAUGUCGAUAGCCGUGGAGAAGGCAAGAGAAUCGACAUUGAGGCACAGAUUGAGAGCGCCGUUGCCGAAGACAGCGGCGAGGGUAAAGGGCAUUAUCGGCACGAUAGGGGGCACCGUCAGAUAG